GAUUCUCUUUUCUUACACAUAACAAAACCAAAAGAAAAAAAAAUUCAUAUUGAAUAGUACCCUGAAGAUUUUAUAUAUAGAGAGUAGAAAGGAUCAACUGAAAUGGGGCGUUGGGUGAGACCUGAGGUUAGGAAAAUUUUAUUUUUAUGAAGAAUUGCAAACUUUCUAUGAUAAAACAGUUAUCAUAACUAAGGUGUACCCUCUUCUUGGAGCAAUGGGAUUUGUGACAUCUAUGGUUGUGUUUCAACUCACAAGAAAUGCAUUCUUAAACCCUGACUGCAGAAUAAAUAAAGAGCAUAGAAAAAUGGGAAUUCUAGAAAAUAAAGACGAAGGAGAAAAAUAUGCACAACACAAUUUUCGCAAGUAUCUAAGGACCCGUCAACCUCAAGUUAUGCCUUCACUCAACCGUUUCUUCUCUCAAGAGGACAACUAAAUCUUAUUUUAUUAUGAAUUGUUAUCAGAUCCUCGUUUAUAUGUAUCUCUCAAUAAUAAUAAAAAGUUGAAUCCUGUGUCCCGAGUCUC
Arabidopsis thaliana (thale cress) is the source of this 522-nucleotide messenger RNA. Its product is annotated as B12D protein. The record is from RefSeq and is marked reviewed. Bases 215 to 433 code for a protein of 72 amino acids. Gene Ontology annotation, cellular component: membrane. NCBI's taxonomy places the organism in Eukaryota, Viridiplantae, Streptophyta, Magnoliopsida, Brassicales, Brassicaceae. The transcript has 3 exons.